This is a messenger RNA of Meleagris gallopavo (turkey), 2630 nucleotides long. The record is from RefSeq and is a predicted model, not a curated record. NCBI's taxonomy places the organism in Eukaryota, Metazoa, Chordata, Aves, Galliformes, Phasianidae.
AUGCGGAUUAACUGCUUUGGGCUUAGCAAGGUGCUGCACGCAUCUGCCCGAUUGCUGGACUGCAGUCCCCGGUGUGCCUUGCGGCGCAGCCGCCGGCCAAUCCCGCCUCACCGACAACAAGACGCGCCGCGAUUGGCGGAGAGGCGCAGGCGGCGCCGCACCAAUCGUGUUGCGGCGCGGAGGGAUGUGUGCGGUCGGAGCGGGCCCGGUGGCGGUGCGGGAGAGGUGCGGGUUGUGUCCCCGUUCCGUCCUCUGCCCUCCGCGGGCGAUGGGGGCCUGAGGUAUUUUCUAUGUGUGCUGGAGGAAAAAAUGAAUUCCACUAUGAGUGAGGAGCCUGAUGCACUAUCUGUAGUUAAUCAACUUCGAGAUCUAGCAGCUGAUCCUUUGAAUAGGAGAGCCAUUGUUCAGGAUCAAGGAUGUCUGCCAGGUCUGAUUCUGUUCUUGGACCAUCCCAGCCCUCCAGUUGUUCAUUCAGCUUUAUUAGCUCUCCGUUAUUUGGCAGAGUGCCGUGCCAACAGAGAGAAGAUGAAAGGUGAAUUGGGUAUGAUGCUCAGCUUACAGAAUGUAAUACAAAAAUUGUGGCUGAAACGUUUGCUAUGCCAACAAAAGGAAAAGAACAGCGCAGUUGUACCAACCUUCCUUGAGCAGUCUCUUUUUACUAAAGGUUUUUCAGAGACAGUAUUUAUUCUCUUGUUUUUUCUUAUAGCAAAUUCUGAAAUUGAGGUGUCUGUGUCUGCAAGAAAUGUGAGAAGGUUGCUUAGUUUCCAGCGCUACCUGAGAUCUUCCCGUUUUUUCCGUGGUAUCACUGUUCCAAAUUCUUCAAACAUUUUAGAUGAUGAUUAUAACGGACAAGCAAAGUGUAUGUUGGAGAAGGUUGGAAACUGGAAUUUUGAUAUCUUUCUUUUUGAUAGACUGACAAAUGGAAACAGUCUAGUCAGCUUAACCUUUCAUCUGUUUAAUCUUCAUGGACUAAUUGAACACUUCCAGUUAGAUACGAUGAAACUCCGUAGAUUUUUGGUUAUGGUUCAAGAAGAUUAUCACAGUCAAAACCCCUAUCAUAAUGCAGUUCAUGCUGCUGAUGUGACUCAGGCCAUGCACUGUUACUUAAAAGAGCCUAAGCUGUCCGAAUCCUUAACACCGUGGGAUGUUCUGCUCAGUUUAAUUGCAGCUGCCACACACGAUUUGGAUCACCCAGGCGUUAACCAACCUUUCCUAAUUAAAACAAACCAUUACUUAGCAACUUUGUAUAAGAAUACCUCAGUAUUGGAGAACCAUCACUGGAGAUCAGCAGUGGGGUUGCUGAGAGAGUCUGGUUUAUUUGCACAUAUGUCAUUAGAAAACAGGCAGCUGAUGGAAAGCCAGAUUGGUGAUCUCAUUCUUGCCACAGACAUCAGUCAGCAAAAUGAGUAUCUGUCCAUGUUCCGAUCCCACCUGGAUAGAGGAGACCUAUGUUUAGAGGAUGCGAACCACCGUCACUUCAUUUUACAGAUGGCUUUGAAGUGUGCUGAUAUUUGUAAUCCGUGUCGGACUUGGGAGCUGAGUAAGCAGUGGAGUGAAAAAGUAACAGAGGAGUUCUUCCAUCAAGGAGAUAUUGAAAAAAAGUAUCACUUGGGUGUGAGUCCACUUUGUGACCGACAGACAGAGACCAUUGCCAACAUCCAGAUUGGCUUCAUGACCUACCUGGUGGAGCCACUGUUUGCAGAGUGGGCCCGGUUCUCCAACACGCGGCUGUCACAGACGAUGCUCGGCCACCUGGGACUGAACAAGGCGAGCUGGAAGGGGGUGCAGAGAGAACAGUCCGGCGGCGGGGAGGAUGCUGACCCUGCCUUCGAGGAGAUGGACUCAGACAUAUUACCUCAGGAACCUCGAUUGUCCUGACCUCAGCCCUCAUGACAAAACUGCCUCUUCUCUCGGUGUCUGCACAGCUGGAUUAAAGGAGAUACUUGCCCACCUGAGGUCUUGGUAAAAUGAUGCCAGCAUUAUUUAUUUCCAAGUUUUCCUUCAACACAGACAUUUGAACCUGAUUUUUUUUUUUAACUGCGAGAUCUGAACAUAGAGCAAUAUGCGUAUGCCUCAGUUGGUUUUUGUUUGGAACCUUGAAUAUGCAAAGCACAGCAGUGACCGAGCCUUGGAGGAACAGUACGAAGGCUUCAUUGUGCCACACCUUUGUUUUUCUUUAGUGAAAUUUGAAACACGGUCUUCAAAUCUAAGACUUGAGAUGGAUCGUUCCACUUCCUUGGAAUUUAGCGAGACUUGCAUGAAUGUGUUCAGAGCAUACCUUCCACUCAGUCCCUGUUUUAAUACGGAAAUGUGAAGUGCCCAUCCUCUGCUGCCUCUGGCAAGACUUGAUGUUUACAAACGUACUCUGAAACUAUGGGUUCUAGACUUAACCUUUGCGCAUGGCUGUGAAGGAACCACUAACCUGGGUUUUUUGCUUUUUUAAAAGAAAAAGAUCAAAUCCGAGACUGCAGCUCUUGUUUUUUGGAUGCCAGAAAAGCCUCCCAUUUGCCAUAAUUUUGUUUGUGCACUGGGAACUGAGCAUUCAUCAUAGAGCACAGCCAAGCUUUACUCCAGUGCUGUAUGGGAAUGCAGUUUUUUAAAAGCGGAAAACACUUCAGAAUUCGGGAAGG